Molecule: messenger RNA, 1068 nt
Organism: Monoraphidium neglectum
Lineage: Eukaryota; Viridiplantae; Chlorophyta; Chlorophyceae; Sphaeropleales; Selenastraceae
Exons: 7
Coding region: 1-1068 (355 amino acids)
Molecular function (GO): protein binding
Source: RefSeq, a predicted model, not a curated record
AUGAAGCACGGCGUUGGCGCGUGGGGCCAGAUCGCUGCGAGUGGCCAGCUGGCUGGCAAGACGUCGCAGCAGCUCAGCAGCCAGACGCAGCGGCUGCUGGGCCAGCAGUCCCUGGCUGCCUUCACCGGCCUGAAAGUCCACGUGGACCGCGUGCGGCGCGACAAUGAGGCGCGACCCGACGCCCAGCGCAAGGCCGGCCUCAUCAUACGCAGCGGCCCCAACCCUACAAAGGAGAUGAGGGCGGCGUGGCAGCGAGAGGCACGUGCGAGGUACGGCCUGACUGACGCUGACCUGGCAGAGGUGGACGAGCAGCUGGCGCAGCUGGCCGCACCACCUGACGCGCGCGGUGGCGGAGCGGGCUACGGCAGCGGCUUGGGCGGUGCCAGUGGCAGUGGUGCCGGCGCGGGCGACGGUACGGCCGCUGCAGGGGUGCUGCCUGACGGUUUCGACAUCCUUGCCGCAUCCGCGGACGGCCUCACGCACACCCAGCAGAUGGAGCUGCUGUGGCGCCUGCACGAAAACCUGGCGCAGCUGCUGCAGCGACUGCUGGAGCGCGUCCCCGGUCUGCAGGUGGCGGCAGGCAUCCCACUGGUGGCGCCUGCAGUUGCGGCGCCGGGCGCGGCAGCAGAGGAGACUGUCACAGCCAACCAGAAAUCGGGGGCGGUACAGGCAGGACCCAGGGACGCGUGGCUCGGUGUGGCGCACACAACCAGCAUCACUCCCAAUGGGCUUGGCAAGCCAACACCGCCUGCUGGCAGCGGCGGCGCGGGCGGCAGCAGCAAACCCAAGAAGAGAGGCGGCAAGCGCCCGUCGGCCGGCGCGCUUCCAGGCGGCGAAAGCAAGGUGCCUGCACGUGCCCGGCGGCGGGGCGCGCCAGACGGCGCUUGCCCGGCUGCCGCCGUCGCGGUGGCUGCGCGCGGCGAGGCGUGGCGCGCGAUGGUGGCUGCUGACGUGGCUGAGCUGGUGGACAUGGGUUUCUGCGCGGCAAAGGCAGCGGAGGCUUUGAAGGAGACCGGCUACUGCGGCGCCAACGCGGCCGGCAACUGGCUGGCGACACACUGCAUGUGA